Xiphophorus maculatus (southern platyfish) is the source of this 10169-nucleotide messenger RNA. Its product is annotated as mucin-2-like. The transcript has 50 exons. The record is from RefSeq and is a predicted model, not a curated record. Bases 106 to 9558 code for a protein of 3150 amino acids. NCBI's taxonomy places the organism in Eukaryota, Metazoa, Chordata, Actinopteri, Cyprinodontiformes, Poeciliidae.
GGCUUGAGUCAGAAAGGUGUUUGUCGCCUUCUUUUUCCAAACUGUGGUGACUGUAAGGGACUUGUGGGAUAGUUGGACUAUACUGAGAAAGCUGACACUUAGAGGAUGGCACCUCACAUGUUCCUUCUCCUGUUAGCAGGUCUAAUAGGAGCAGCAACAGCACAAGUUGAAAAUACAACAGAAUCAGGCAACCUAACAACUAUAUUACCAGAGACCGUGGACUCAAUACAAAAUAGCACAGAGCUCACAACUUUGGCAUCAGGCAAUGGAUCAGAGUCAACAAUCAAUGAAACCACAACACAAGUGACUCAAUCAACAACCUCAGACAAUGGAACAGAGUCAACAACCAAUGAAACCACAACACAAGUGACCCAGCCAACAAUCUCAGACAAUGAAACAGAGUCAACAACUAAUGAAACCACAACACUAGUGCCUCAGCCAACAACAUCAGACAAUGGAACAGAGUCAGCAACCACUGGUGCCACAACAGCACAAGUGACUCAGUCAGCAACCUCAGACAAUGGAACAGAGUCAGCAACCAAUGAAACCACAACAACACAAAUGCCUGAGCUAACAACUGCAGACAAUGAAACAGAGUCAACAACCAAUGCAACCACAACACAAGCGACUCAGUCAACAACUUCAGCCAAUGGAACAGAGUCAACAACCACUGGUGCCACAACAGCACAAGUGACUCAGUCAGCAACCUCAGACAAUGGAACAGAGUCAGCAACCAAUGAAACCACAACAACACCAAUGCCUGAGCUAACAACUGCAGACAAUGAAACAGAGUCAACAACCAAUGAAACCACAACACAAGCGACUCAGUCAACAACUUCAGCCAAUGGAACAGAGUCAACAACCACUGGUGCCACAACAACACAAGUGACUCAGUCAGCAACCUCAGACAAUGGAACAGAGUCAGCAGCCAAUGAAACCACAACAACACAAAUGCCUGAGCUAACAACUUCAGCCAAUGGAACAGAGUCAACAACCACUGGUGCCACAACAGCACAAGUGACUCAGUCAGCAACCUCAGACAAUGGAACAGAGUCAACAACCAGUGUUGCCACAACAACACAAAUGAUUCAGUCAACCUCAGACAAUGGAACAGAGUCAGCAACCAAUGAAACCACAACAACACAAAUGCCUCAGCCAACAACAUCAGACAAUCGAACAGCGUCAACAACCACUGGUGCAACCACAACACAAGUGACUCAGCCAGCAACUUCAGCCAAUGGAACAGAGCCAACAACCAGUGAAACCAUAAUAACACAAGUGACUCAGCCAACAGUCUCAGCUAAUGCAACAGAGUUACCGGCUACUGUAACUGCAACAACACACCAACCAACUCAGCCAACAGGUUCAGGCAAUAUGACAGAGUCCCCAACUACUGUAACUGCAACAACACAACAAGCAACUCAGCCAACAGCUUCAGGUAAUGUAACUUCAGAGGAAGUCACUAACAUAACUACACCAUCAAUCACCACCAUGCCAGUAAGUCCAUCAUCACCAGCAGCCAACGUCACCUCACCUCCACUCGCUGCAACUUCUGAACCAAUCAGUCCAACAUCACCAGCAGCCAACAUCACCUCCCAUCCACUCACUGCAACUUCUGAACCAAUCAGUCCAACAUCACCAGCAGCCAACAUCACCUCACCUCCACUCACUGCAACUUCUGAACCAGUCAGUCCAACGUCACCAGCAGCCAACAUCACCUCAACUCCACUCAUUGCAACUUCUGAACCAGUCAGUCCAACGUCACCAGCAGCCAACAUCACCUCCCAUCCACUCAUUGCAACUUCUGAACCAGUCAGUCCAACGUCACCAGCAGCCAACAUCACCUCCCAUCCACUCAUUGCAACUUCUGAACCAGUCAGUCCAACAUCACCAGCAGCCAACGUCACCUCACCUCCACUCACUGCAACUUCUGAACCAAUCAGUCCAACAUUACCAGCAGCCAACAUCACCUCACCUCCACUCAUUGCAACUUCUGAACCAAUCAGUCCAACACCCCCAGCAGCCAACAUCACCUCACCUCCACUCAUUGCAACUUCUGAACAAAUCAGUCCAACACCCCCAGCAGCCAACAUCACCUCCCAUCCACUCACUGCAACUUCUGAACCAGUCAGUCCAACAUCACCAGCAGCCAACGUCACCUUCCAUCCACUCACUACAACUUCUGAACCAAUCAGUCCAACGUCACCAGCAGCCAACAUCACCUCCCAUCCACUCACUGCAACUUCUGAACCAGUCAGUCCAACAUCACCAGCAGCCAACGUCACCUCCCAUCCACUCACUGCAACUUCUGAACCAAUCAGUCCAACACCCCCAGCAGCCAACAUCACCUCACCUCCACUCACUGCAACUUCUGAACCAAUCACUCCAACGUCACCAGCAGCCAACAUCACCUCCCAUCCACUCACUGCAACUUCUGAACCAAUCAGUCCAACAUCACCAGCAGCCAACAUCACCUCACCUCCACUCAUUGCAACUUCUGAACAAAUCAGUCCAACACCCCCAGCAGCCAACAUCACCUCCCAUCCACUCACUGCAACUUCUGAACCAGUCAGUCCAACAUCACCAGCAGCCAACGUCACCUUCCAUCCACUCACUACAACUUCUGAACCAAUCAGUCCAACGUCACCAGCAGCCAACAUCACCUCCCAUCCACUCACUGCAACUUCUGAACCAGUCAGUCCAACAUCACCAGCAGCCAACGUCACCUCCCAUCCACUCACUGCAACUUCUGAACCAAUCAGUCCAACAUCACCAGCAGCCAACAUCACCUCACCUCCACUCACUGCAACUUCUGAACCAAUCACUCCAACGUCACCAGCAGCCAACAUCACCCCCCAUCCACUCACUGCAACUUCUGAACCAAUCAGUCCAACAUCACCAGCAGCCAACAUCACCUCACCUCCACUCACUGCAACUUCUGAACCAAUCACUCCAACGUCACCAGCAGCCAACAUCACCUCCCAUCCACUCACUGCAACUUCUGAACCAAUCAGUCCAACAUCACCAGCAGCCAACAUCACCUCACCUCCACUCACUGUAACUUCUGAACCAAUCAGUCCAACAUUACCAGGAGCCAACAUCACCUCACCUCCACUCAUUGCAACUUCUGGACCAAUCAGUCCAACACCCCCAGCAGCCAACAUCACCUCCCAUCCACUCACUGCAACUUCUGAACCAAUCAGUCCAACACCCCCAGCAGCCAACAUCACCUCACCUCCACUCACUGCAACUUCUGAACCAAUCAGUCCCACAUCACCACCAGCCAACAUCACCUCCCAUCCACUCACUGCAACUUCUGAACCAAUCAGUCCAACAUCACCAGCAGCCAACAUCACCUCCCAUCCACUCACUGCAACUUCUGAACCAAUCAGUCCAACAUCAUCAGCAGCCAACAUCACCUCACCUCCACUCACUGCAACAUCUGUACCAGUCAGUCCAACACCUCUAUCCAGUAAAGCUUCACCAACAAUUACCAUGAAUUCAACAACAGUAAAUAUAACGUCAACAUUACCCAUUCCCACAUCACUACCAGUAACCUCACAGCAAACAGGUACAACCUCACCAACAUUCAGUGAAACGCCACUAUCUACUCUGUCACCUGUCAGCCAAACCUCAGCACCUACCAUCUCAACUUUGUCAUCUACAAUGCCAUCAACUAAACCAACAACUACUACAACUGCUGCUACAACUACAACCACAACACCUGCACCACCACCAAAGCCAAGAGUUAUAUUAGAAUUUAAGGUGCAGCAAGAAUACAAAAAGGAGUUGGAAAACAAAUCAACGCCGGAGUUCAUAGAUCUUGCCAAAAAUGUGUCUUCAGCACUUGAUGCCGUCUAUUCCCAGAGAUUUGGAUCUAUUUUUAAUCGAACUGAAAUAAAAGGAUUCAGACAAGGAUCGAUUGUCGUCGAUUCUGAGCUGAUAUUCAAUAACAUCACAGAAAUACCGAAUGCCAGUGUCAUUGCUGAAUCUUUAAAGAAUGCGAGCUCCACCCCAGGUUUUGGCCUUGCGGUCAACAUAUCUACUAUUGCUGCAGCUGUUGAAAUAGCUACAACUCCAUCACCCACAACUGUCAUCCCAACAACGGCUACAACAUCAGUGAACAUGACAUCCAUAACAGCCUCACCAACACCAGAUACAACAUCUGUACCAGUCGGUCCAACAUCACCAGCAGUUGACACCACCUCAACUCCAUUCAAUGCAACUUCUGUAUCACUUAGUCCAACAUCACCAGCCGUUGACGCCACUUCAACUCCAUUCAAUGCAACUUCUGUAUCACUCAGUCCAACAUCACCAGCCGUUGACACCACCUCAACUCCAUUCAAUGCAACUUCUGUAUCACUCAGUCCAACAUCACCAGCCGAUGACGCCACUUCAACUCCAUUCAAUGCAACUUCCGUAUCACUCAGUCCAACAUCACCAGCCGUUGACGCCACUUCAACUCCAUUCAAUGCAACUUCCGUAUCACUCAGUCCAACAUCACCAGCCGUUGACGCCACCUCAACUCCAUUCAGUGCAACUUCCGUAUCACUCAGUCCAACAUCACCAGCCGUUGACGCCACUUCAACUCCAUUCAAUGCAACUUCCGUAUCACUCAGUCCAACAUCACCAGCCGUUGACGCCACUUCAACUCCAUUCAAUGCAACUUCUGUAUCACUCAGUCCAACAUCACCAGCCGUUGACGCCACUUCAACUCCAUUCAAUGCAACUUCUGUAUCACUCAGUCCAACAUCACCAGCCGUUGACGCCACCUCAACUCCAUUCAAUGCAACUUCUGUAUCACUCAGUCCAACAUCACCAGCCGUUGACGCCACCUCAACUCCAUUCAAUGCAACUUCUGUAUCACUCAGUCCAACAUCACCAGCCGUUGACGCCACUUCAACUCCAUUCAAUGCAACUUCCGUAUCACUCAGUCCAACAUCACCAGCCGUUGACGCCACUUCAACUCCAUUCAAUGCAACUUCCGUAUCACUCAGUCCAACAUCACCAGCCGUUGACGCCACUUCAACUCCAUUCAAUGCAACUUCCGUAUCACUCAGUCCAACAUCACCAGCCGUUGACGCCACUUCAACUCCAUUCAAUGCAACUUCAGUAUCACUCAGUCCAACAUCACCAGCCGUUGACGCCACUUCAACUCCAUUCAAUGCAACUUCUGUAUCACUCAGUCCAACAUCACCAGCCGUUGACACCACCUCAACUCCAUUCAAUGCAACUUCUGUAUCACUCAGUCCAACAUCACCAGCCGUUGACGCCACUUCAACUCCAUUCAAUGCAACUUCUGUAUCACUCAGUCCAGCAUCACCAGCAGUCAACAUCACCUCAACUUCAUUCAAUGCAACUUCUGUAUCACUCAGUCCAACAUCACCAGCAGUCAACAUCACCUCAACUUCAUUCAAUGCAACUUCUGUAUCAUUCAGUCCAACAUCACCAGCCAUUGACGCCACUUCAACUCCAUUCAAUGCAACUUCUGUAUCACUCAGUCCAACAUCACCAGCAGUCAACAUCACCUCAACUUCAUUCAAUGCAACUUCUGUAUCACUCAGUCCAACAUCACCAGCAGUCAACAUCACCUCAACUUCAUUCAGUGCAACUUCUGUAUCAUUCAGUCCAACAUCACCAGCCAUUGACACCACCUCAACUCCAUUCAAUGCAACUUCUGUAUCACUCAGUCCAACAUCACCAGCAGUCAACAUCACCUCAACUCCAUUCAAUGCAACUUCUGUAUCACUCAGUCCAACAUCACCAGCAGUCAACAUCACCUCAACUUCAUUCAAUGCAACUUCUGUAUCAGUCAGUCCAACAUCACCAGCAGCCAAUAUCACCUCAACUCCACUCACUGCAACUUCUGAACCAGUCAGUCCAACAUCUCCUACAGUUGACAUCACCUCAUCAUUCAAUGGAACUUCACCAACAAUCACCCUGAGCUCAACAACAGUCAACAAAACCUCAACACUAUCCAUUUCCACAUCACUACCAGCACCAGAAGUUGACACGACCCCAACUCCUGUCAAUGCAACUUCUGUUCCAGGCAGUUCAACAUCACCAGCUGCCAACAUCACCUCACCUUCAUUCAGUACAACUUCACAAUCCACUGUGUCACCUGUAAGCCAAACAGCUGCACCUACCAUUGCAACUUCCCCAACAACAUUGCCAUCAACUAUGCCAACAACAACUACGACAACUCUUGCUACAACUACGACUACAACACCUGCCCCGCCACUUAAGCCAAAACUUAAGUUAGAAUUUAAGGUGCAGGAAAAUUUCAUCCAGGAGUUGUCAAAAAAAGAAUCACCAGAGUACAAAACCCUUGAGAAAAGAGUGACUGUUGAGCUUGAUGGAGUCUAUUCCGAAAAAUAUGGGUCGAAAUACAAUCGAUCUGUCAUCAAUGGAUUCAGUCCAGGAUCAAUUGUAGUUGACUCUGAGCUGGUUUUCAAUAAUGAGACAGCACUACCAAAUACCAGUGAUGUUGUGGAAACUUUAAAGAAUGCAAGCUCCAGCCCAGGUUUCAACUUCACCGUCAACAUAACCAGUAUUGUUGCAGAAGUUGUAAUACCAACUCAACCACCUCCUGUCCCAACUACAGCUGCAACAACACCGACAACAGCGAACAUGACUUCUGUAACAGUAACGGCAACGACACCAGUAACCGCCGUGACUCCACCUCCAACCAAUGCAACGACACCAGUAACCGCCGUGACUCCACCUCCAACCAAUGCAACGACACCAGUGACCGCCGUGACUCCACCUCCAACCAAUGUAACGACACCAGUAACCGCCGUGACUCCAACUCCAACCAAUGCAACGACACCAGUGACCGCUGUGACUCCACCUCCAACCAAUGCAACGACACCAGUAACUGCCGUGACUACACCUCCAACCAAUGCAACGACACCAGUGACCGCUGUGACUCCAACUCCAACCAAUGCAACGACACCAGUUACCGGCGUGACUCCACCUCCAACCAAUGCAACGACACCAGUAACCGCCGUGACUCCACCUCCAACCAAUGCAACGACACCAGUUACCGGCGUGACUCCACCUCCAACCAAUGCAACGACACCAGUAACCGCCGUGACUCCACCUCCAACCAAUGCAACAACACCAGUGACCGCUGUGACUCCACCUCCAACCAAUGCAACGACACCAGUUACCGGCGUGACUCCACCUCCAACCAAUGCAACGACACCAGUUACCGCCGUGACUCCACCUCCAACCAAUGCAACGACACCAGUGACCUCCGUGACCCCACCUCCAACCAAUGCAACGACACCAGUGACCUCCGUGACCCCACCUCCAACCAAUGCAACGACACCAGUGACCGGCGUGACUCCACCUCCAACCAAUGCAACGACACCAGUGACCUCCGUGACCCCACCUCCAACCAAUGCAACGACACCAGUUACCGGCGUGACUCCACCUCCAACCAAUGCAACGACACCAGUGACCUCCGUGACCCCACCUCCAACCAAUGCAACGACACCAGUGACCGGCGUGACUCCACCUCCAACCAAUGCAACGACACCAGUGACCGGCGUGACUCCACCUCAAACCAAUGCAACGACACCAGUAACCCACGAUCCCCCACCUCCAACGACUUUGACAACAGUUACUCCAGCGACAACUCCAGUGCCAGCAGAUUCAAAGCUCCAGAUGACAUUUGCACUAGUAGAACCUUUUAUCGUGGGCCUGGAAACGCCUGGAUCUGAACAGUUUGUCAGUUUCUCAACAACACUAACUAAUCGAAUGAAUGACAUCUAUAGGAAGAGAUUCAGGAAUUUUCUGCGAGUUCUGAUCAGAGCUUUCAGACGAGGUUCAAUUAUCGUUGAAUCUGAUGUGAUAUUUGCAAAUGCGAGCUCUGUGCCAGACCCUCAAGAUGUUGCAGACACUCUGGUGAACAACAGUGCCAGCUUGAACUACACGCUGAACAUAACAAGUGUAGUUGUGACAACUCCAGAAAAUGCAACAACACCAGCAUCCACCGUGACUCCAUCUCCAACCAAUGCAACUUUGACAACAGCAGGAACUACAGCAGCCCCAACCACAACUACAACUGCAGCACCCACAGAUCCUCCAGCUGCCACUGAGGGAUUUCUUUUCAUGAAAUUUGGUCUCAACACAGAAUUUAACUCAGAAUUGGCCGACAACAAUUCAACAGCAUUUCUCCAACUGGCUUCAACUGUGGUUAAGGAGAUUAACAGAAUUUGCCUUGGCCUCUUCAGUGGUUACAAUCGCUCACGCGUCAAUUCCUUCAAGAGUGGAUCUGUGAUUUCCAACCUGACUCUAGUGUUCAGAAACACCUCUGUUGUUCCUAAUGUAAACAACGCUCUGCCACUGCUGGAAAGGGAGCUUCUUAAUUCGACACUGGGUUAUAUAAAUGGCAGCCUGGUUUUAGUGACCUCCGUGACUCCACCUCCAACCAAUGCAACGACACCAGUGACCUCCGUGACUCCACCUCCAACCAAUGCAACGACACCAGUGACCUCCGUGACUCCACCUCCAACCAAUGCAACGACACCAGUGACCUCCGUGACUCCACCUCCAACCAAUGCAACGACACCAGUGACCCACGAUCCCCUACCUCCAACGACUUUGACAACAGUUACUCCAGCGACAACUCCAGUGCCAGCAGAUUCAAAGCUCCAGAUGACAUUUGCACUAGUAGAACCUUUUAUCGUGGGCCUGGAAACGCCUGGAUCUGAACAGUUUGUCAGUUUCUCAACAACACUAACUAAUCGACUGAAUGACAUCUAUAGGAAGAGAUUCAGGGCUUUUCUGCGAGUUCUGAUCAGGGCUUUCAGACGAGGUUCAAUUAUCGUUGAAUCUGAUGUGAUAUUUGCUAAUGCGAGCUCUGUGCCAGACACUCGAGAUGUUGCAGAGACUCUGGUGAACAACAGUGCCAGCUUGAACUACACGCUGAACAUAACAAGUGUAGUUGUGACAACUCCAGAAAAUGCAACAACACCAGCAACCACCGUGACCCCACCUCCAACCAAUGCAACGACACUGUCAAGUGCAACAACAGCAGUAACCACCAUGACUCCACCUCCAACCAAUGCAACUUUGACAACAGCAGGAACUACAGCAGCCCCAACCACAACUACAACUGCAGCACCCACAGAUCCUCCAGCUGCCACUGAGGGAUUUCUUUUCAUGAAAUUUGGUCUCAACAGAGAUUUUAACUCAGAAUUGGCCGACAACACUUCAACAGCAUUUCUCCAACUGGCUUCAACUGUGGUUAAGGAGAUUAACAGAAUUUGCCUUGGCCUCUUCAGUGGUUACAGUCGCUCACGCGUCAAUUCCUUCAAGAGUGGAUCUGUGAUUUCCAACCUGACUCUAGUGUUCAGAAGCACCUCUGUUGUUCCUAAUUUAAACAACGCUCUGCCACUGCUGGAAAGGGAGCUUCUUAAUUCGACACUGGGUUAUAUAAAUGGCAGCCUGGUUUUAGCAUCGGGCGGUCCUCCUCAACCCACAAUGGGAAGUUUGACUUUCUUUUCGCUAAUCAUGCUGGCUGUGGCACAGAUGCUGAUCAACUCAUAGUACUCGAAGCAUAUGCAUUGUCAUUUGAUGCAAGCAGGCAUGCCGUAAUAUUUAAGUUUGACAUAACACAUGCACACUGUGAAAUUUACCAUAUGUGGUAAAAAGAUGUGUCCUGUGGGUCAAAGAUUGAGAAAGCAAAUUGGCAUGUCCUAUUUAAUUUACUAAUCAACUUAUGUAUUUUUUUUGUUUUUGAAUACAUAUUUCUUUGAUUUUAUUCAGUAAUAGUUUUAUGUAUAAAUACAAAUGUCUAAAUUAUCAUGGGUGGUAUAUGUUUUGAUAAAUGUAAUUCAUGAGUCAGCAUAAUACAUUUUUUUAAUUUAAAUCCAUAUUGCCCCCAAAGAAUCUCAAUGUGGUCAGUGUGGUAUGUUGUAUAAUGCUGUGAGAAGAGCAUUAUACAACUUAUUAUGAGCUUAUUAUGAAGAUUAUGUAAUUUAAAGUACUGUAUUGUAUAAGUUGUUUGAUAGUAGACUGUAAUGUCCUGACAAUUAUCUGUGAUAAGUAAUAAAUAAGUAACUGUUAAUGAUUCCUGUUGAAUAUUUUAUGCAUGUUUACAAAAUGCAAAAGAUUAAUUCUACUAUGGAUCAAAAAUGUAAUAAAACAUUAUCUUUAAA